Molecule: messenger RNA, 2324 nt
Organism: Tuber aestivum (summer truffle)
Lineage: Eukaryota; Fungi; Ascomycota; Pezizomycetes; Pezizales; Tuberaceae
Source: the annotation of a GenBank genome assembly
AUGGACAUCCAUGCAUACUCCACGAAAGACACCUAUCUGAUCAACUCGAAGCGUCGUUUCACGAUGCCGACAGACUCUGGCGGGAUCCAGGCAUUGUCUAUGAGCAACAAGGAGGCCCAAUUCGUAGUGGCUCUCUGCACCAUCUAUACCGCAUUCACUUUUAUGGUGGGAUGGGACUUGGUGCGAGUCUUGAUUAUAGCAUUCACUGGAGAGAUUCAUGAUGGACGGUUGGGCAAAGUUUUCAAACUUUGGAAGUUUGGUUCGUUAAACAUCGCGAUGGCGAUGCUGAAAUAUAUCGAGGAAAUGAUGUUGUAUCUUCGGAAGACUCCUAAGGAGAAGAGACAGCGAAAAAACGUUCCAGAAUGGCCAGUCUAUCAGGACCAGGGUUUUGAUGACAAGGUAACUCAAAAUCAGGGUGGGCAGUCUGGGUUGGAUUCUGACAACAUUGGGCAGAGAGGCGAAGCCAACCGGGGACAAGAUGUCAAAGUUCCUGAUGCUGAGAUUACCGAUGCUGGGAUUCCCGAUGCUGAGAUUUCCGAUGCUGAUAUUCCCGGAGUUGGACAUCUGUGUUUAGCCAUUGUACUUGUUGUUGUCUUCUUCGGCUUCUACCUCAUGGAUUUCGCAAUAGGAGCUAUUGUGGGGGCGAAAAUAAUUGUGGGAAAUGUUGCCCCAGCCAACGCUAACAAAGUCUUUUAUCCCGAUAUCAACACUCUUGAGCGACAAGGUGACACUACUGGCCUCUUAAGGGUAAAAUCAAUGAGAAUUGAUUCGGCAUUUCGCGCCAUAGCAGCCACAGAGAGCCCUGAUCCCCAAGCCCGACGCAAGCGAGUGACGAUAGAAAUGGCGGAUUCACAAGAUGGGCAGACAGCAAGCCCCUUGUCAAACCUAAACUACAGUUACAACGUUACCGGAGUUGAUAUGGGGUUACAGAGUGAUCCGAAGUUGGUGCUCCGGGUCAAGGGUGCGUGUCGCACAGAAUACACAUGGCUGGUGAACACCACAGAAGAGGGAGAUACCUAUAGGCUUUGGGGUGGAAAUGAAACCUAUCACAUAAAACCCGACGCACAACCAACAACCCCUCCAUGGUUGGCUUUCUUCCAUGACGAAAAGCAGAUACUCGACCGAUCCCCAAACCUCUCAUACGCCAUUAUUGCAAACACCGCCGGCCGUUACAGCUACACCGCCAGCCGGGACCCUUGGUAUUCUACCAGGGAGACUCAAGCCAACGAUACCCCUCCAUAUCAAGUCCUUCCAAAUCGACCCGUUCUUAAUUGCUGGGAAACAAAGACAUGGCAUCUUGGUGGUAAAGAUGUGGACAGCUGGCGGCUAAGGGCCCGUUUACCUACAGACGGCCGUUUAGAUCAUCUUGACGGUGGCAACCGUCAAGGGGCUCUUAACGGUCGGCAGCGUUAGGGGCUGAAUUCUCAUUCUGUGUUUACUUAACGCACCGUCUACCAUACUGCAACCCUUGCCGCACCGUCAGCGAAUAAAUCCAAAAUUUUACAAAACACAAGGUGAAGGCUCUAGGCUCACAACUCCCUCUCCCAUCCAACCAUUUCCGACCGAUUAAAACAGUGGACCCAACUUAUAUCCUCUACAUGCCAUCUACAAUGACUCUCCAAGAGUCCUUCCACCUAUUCUAGUGACUCUUUUUUAGCUGUUUUCACACUAUAGCUUAAAUCUCUCAUGGUGCCAUGCAAAAAAAAUCUGAAUGGGAGUCGGCAAUGGCUUCAAUUCUGAUAUAUGUAUCCUAGAGCCACUGGAGCAAAAAAGCAUCGGAUUUUCAGUGGUGGUAUGGCCAUUCUGGGCAUGACAGGUCCCAGACAUAGUGACAAUGUAUCAAUUUUUGAGGCUGACGGUGUUGCUACCGCACCUCUGGAGCACCUUCUCGUUUUGACCGUUAAGCACCCAAAAUCCCUGACGGUUGAAAAUUAGGUAAACGCAUUUGGCACCGUCAGUUGCAACACAACCCUGAGCUAACGGUACCGUCAGAGCCCACCCUACAAAUUUUUGUGACGGAACUGUUAGGUAGACGGGCCCUAAAUUCGUUACCUAAUCUCAAACUACACGAACUCUGGUCAGAUACUGUCUUUCCUCGAGAGUUUGAGCUGCCGCGCAUAGUCAGUCUGGGCAGUGCCCUGGGAAUAUCUUCACUCAGAACGGCUUCAUAUGCGUUGGAUCCAUUUUGUGUCAUUGAUGCAGGUUCGGCUAGCAUGCGCGGUGAUUUCAAGCGGUUGGUGCUGGGUAGCUGGGUCAGUUCUCAGAAUGUGCUGCGGGAUACAACCACAUACAACCACGGCAAUCUGGUUAAUCUCGCCCAUGGA